Messenger RNA from Quercus robur (English oak), 12827 nucleotides. RefSeq lists its product as uncharacterized. NCBI's taxonomy places the organism in Eukaryota, Viridiplantae, Streptophyta, Magnoliopsida, Fagales, Fagaceae. The transcript is spliced from 17 exons. The record is from RefSeq and is a predicted model, not a curated record. The coding region runs from base 93 to 12194 and encodes 4033 amino acids. Gene Ontology annotation, molecular function: helicase activity; protein binding; ATP binding.
UACUCUCUGUCUAUAAAAGAGUCACAGAGAAAAUGGCCAAAUGGGUUUUUGAUGACAAUAUAUUAAUGCACGCAGAGAUGAUAUAAGAAGAAAUGAUGAUGAAGGAGACGGGAGAGAGUUCAAAGAAGAUGAGAGCAGUUCCUAAUGAUCAUGGCUUCACUAAAAUUGUGCUCUCUUGGUCCCUUGAACAAAUUGAAAAUAAAGACCUUUUCAAGGACCAGGUAAAAAACAUUCCGCAGUCCUUCGAAUCAGUUCACCAGUAUUUUCGUUCAUAUAUUUACCCUUUAUUGGAAGAAACUCGUGCACAACUCUAUUCAAGUAUGGAGAUUAUAUCAACAGCACCUUUUGCUGAAGUAAUUUCAUUUUAUGAAUCUAAGCCAUACGGAGAAAAUUUGUAUGAUGUUCAGGUUGAUAACUGGAGUAACCGAUGCAGUGAUCGUGGCAAGGAGCCUUACAAAACGUUGCCUGGAGAUAUUUUAAUUUUAGCAGAUGCUAAACCCGAGCAUGUAUCUGAUUUACAAAGAAUAGGAAGGUCUUGGGCUUUUGUAAUGGUCACUAAAGUCCCAGAGGAUGAUAUUGAUGAUAAUGAUGAUAUUCGAGAGGAUUAUGAAACAUCUACUAGCUUUAAAGUCAAGGCAUUGAAAGAUAUUGAUGUUGAUGGUGGGAAGAAAUCAUUGUUUGUGGUUUUCUUGACAAAUACAAUCCCUAACAAGAGAAUGUGGAAUGCACUGCACAUGCAUGGAAAUCUGAAUAUCAUUAACAAAGUCUUGUGCACUAGUACUUUGAAUGAGGAAGACUGUGAUCUCUGUUCUGCACAGAGUGAUGGCAGCUGGGAUGAGAAAUUGGCAACAAGUAUUACUUCAGAACUGAAUGAAUCCCAAAACAACGCUAUUCUUGCUUGUCUACGUAAGAUGCAUUGCAUCCACAAGUUGUCUGUGGAACUUAUAUGGGGUCCGCCUGGUACUGGCAAAACAAAAACCAUGGGCACCCUGCUUUUCACCCUUCUAAGAAUGGGAUAUAGGACUCUUACUUGUGCCCCAACAAAUGUUGCAAUUAAAGAAGCGGCCUCUCGUGUCCUAAAGCUGGUGAAAGAAUCCUUCGAAACCAACAUUGGAACUGAUGCUUUGUUUUGCUCAUUUGGAGAUAUUCUCUUAUUCGGGAAUAAGAAGCGUCUCAAGAUUGGUUCGGACAUGGAAAUUAUACAUUUGGAUUAUCGGGUGAAAAGGCUUACAAAGUGCUUGGGGCCUCUGACUGGUUGGAGGCAUUGUUUUACUUCAAUGAUUGAUCUUCUUGAAGAUUGUGUUUCUCAAUUUCACAUCUUCUUGGACAAUGAACUGAUCAAAGAGAGAGAACAAAACAGUGAAGAAGAAAUUGAAGAGAUAGAAAGUGAGGAUGAAACUGAUGGUGGCGAGGGGAAGUGCAAGUCAUUUCUUGAUUUUCUGAGAAAAAGAUUUGUUGAUACUUCAUCACCACUUAAAAAUUGUCUUCUAGACUUUUGUACACAUUUACCCAAGAAAUACAUUCCCGAGCACAAUUUCCAAAACAUUUUUUCUCUUAUUGACCUACUUAAGUCUUUUGAAACCUUGUUGUUUAAAGAUGAUGUGGAAUCUGAAGCACUGGAGGAGCUUUUUUCACAUUCAGAAGUAGGUCAAGAUAUACCAUUCCCACUGUAUGUAAGGAGAAAAGAAUGCCUUUCUCUUUUAAAAGAACUUCAGGGUUCAUUUAAUGAACUUGAUCUUCCGAGCUCUAUGAACAAAUGGUCAAUAAUGGAUUUUUGUUUCAAAGCAGCUUCCUUAAUUUUUUGCACUGCUUCAAGUUCUUAUAUGCUGCACUCGGUGGAAGAGAACCCACUGAACAUUCUGAUUAUUGAUGAAGCUGCACAAUUAAAGGAGUGUGAGUCGACCAUUCCCCUUCAACUUCCAGGAUUAAGGCAUGCUAUUCUUUUUGGUGAUGAGCGCCAGUUACCAGCAAUGAUUACAAGCAGUAUUUCUGAGGAAGUUGGUUUUGGGAGAAGUUUAUUUGAGAGGUUAAGCUCAUUGGGUUGCACAAAGCAUCUUCUCAGUAUACAGUACCGAAUGCAUCCAUCUAUAAGUUUUUUCCCAAACGCAAAUUUUUAUGACAACCAGAUUUUAGAUGCUCCAAAUAUUAGAAGAAAAAGCUUUGAAAAACAGUAUCUUCCAGGGCCAAUGUUUGGCCCCUAUUCUUUCAUUAGUGUAAUAGAUGGUAGGGAAGAGAAGGAUGAUUCUGAGCGUAGUUGGAGAAACAUGGUUGAGGUUUCUAUUGUGAUGAAAAUACUACAGAAAUUAUAUAAAGCAUGGGUUGGCACUAGCUCCAAACAGAAUUACCGCAUUGGUGUAAUAUCUCCUUAUGCUGCUCAAGUAGUAGCAAUUCAAGAAAGACUUGGUCGGAAGUUUGAUGCUCUUGAUAGGUUUACAGUAAAGGUCAGGUCAGUAGAUGGGUUCCAGGGUGGGGAAGAGGACCUAAUUAUAAUAUCAACAGUAAGAUCUAAUACUCAUGCAUCAAUUGGGUUCACAUCGAAUCUACAGAGAACUAAUGUUGCUCUUACAAGGGCUAGGCACUGUCUAUGGAUAUUGGGAAAUGACAGAACACUAGUGAAUAGUGAAUCUGUUUGGGAAACCUUGGUCCUUGAUGCUAAGAAUCGUCAAUGUUUCUUUUAUGCUGAUGAGGACAAGGAUUUGGCUAAAGCAAUAUUAGACGUGAAGAAAGAAUUUGAACAGUUUGAUGAUUUGCUUAAUCAUGAUAGCAUAAUUUUUAAAAGUGCUAGGUGGAAGGUUAUUUUUAGUGAUAACUUUCUGAAAUCAUUUCAAAAACUGAAGUCUGUUCGGACAAAGAAGUCAGUUUUAAACCUUCUACUUAAAAUUUCCAGUGGCUGGAGACCCAAAAAGUUAAGUGUAGUUUGUGAAAGUUCUUCACAGAUCUUAAAGCAGUUUAAGGUUGAAGGUCUUUAUAUUGUUUGUGCAAAUGACAUUGUAAAGGAAUGGAAUGACAUUGCAAAGGAAUUGAGGUACUAUCAAGUUUUGAAGAUCUGGGAUAUAGUACCUAUAGAGGAUAUUCCAAAAUUAGUGAAACGUCUUGAUAGUAUGUUCGGAAAAUAUACAGAUGACUUUAUUAAUCGUUGCCAAGAGAAAUGUCUUGAGGGGGAUUUGGAAAUUCCAAAGAGUUGGUCAAUCUCUAUUGAUAUUGUCCGGAUUAAGAAUCUUGAUGACCAUGAAAAUGGGAGUGAUCUAAGUGGUUGUACUGCUGAUGGUAGAAGUUACGUUGAGAAUGCCAGAGUGAGUGAGAGUCUUAUGCUGAUGAAAUUCUACUCCUUAUCAUCAGGCGUAGUGACCCACUUGCUUUCUAACCAUGAUGGUGGUGAAUUGGAUCUACCAUUUGAAGUAUCUGACCAAGAGCUAGAGAUAAUCCUUUUUCCUAGAAGUACAUUUGUACUAGGGCGGUCAGGUACUGGGAAAACUACUGUUUUGACUAUGAAGUUAUUUCAGAAAGAAAAACGGCACCAUAUGGCAAGGGAGUUAUUGUAUGAGGAAAAAGAGGUUGAGGAGACCGCUGCUGGGAUGAAGGAAAAUGUAUUGCACCAACUUUUUGUGACAGUGAGUCCUAAACUGUGUUAUGCUGUAAAACAACAAGUUUCUCAUUUGAAAAGCUUUUCCUGUGGUGGCAAUUCUUCAAAAGGAAGUAGUUUAAUUGAUAUGGAUGAUUUUGAUGAUGCCUCUCAAUUCAAGGAUAUCCCAGAUUCUUUUGUUGAUGUUCCUCCCCUGUCAUAUCCUCUUGUCAUAACAUUUCACAAAUUUCUGAUAAUGCUUGAUGGAACUGUGGGUACUUCAUACUUUGAAAGAUUCCAUGCAGCAAGGAAACAUUCUAAUGGUCCAAUAAGUGGUAGUUCAGUUUCCUUACAGAGCUUUAUAAGGAUGAAAGAAGUUAAUUAUGAAAGGUUUAGUACAUCAUACUGGCCCCGUUUCAAUACCCGGCUAACUAAGAAGCUCGACUCUUCUAGAGUUUUCACUGAGAUUAUUUCCCAUAUAAAAGGUGGCCCGCAAGCUGCGGAGGCAGGUGAUGGUAAACUCAGUCGUGAGAAAUAUGUUCUACUAUCAGAGGGUAGGGUUUCCCGUCUAUGUAGACAGAAGAGAGAGAUAAUAUAUGAGAUCUUUCAAAAUUAUGAAAAAAUGAAGAAUGAAAAUGGUGAGUUUGAUUUUUCUGAUCUUGUAAUUGAUCUUCAUCGUAGAUUAAGAGUUGAAAGAUACAAGGGCGAUGAAAUGCAUUUUGUAUAUGUGGAUGAGGUGCAGGAUCUUACAUUAAGCCAAAUUGCUUUAUUCAAAUAUAUUUGUAAAAAUGUUGAAGAGGGUUUUGUUUUCUCUGGUGAUACUGCUCAGACGAUUGCGAAGGGAAUUGACUUUAGAUUCCAAGAUAUAAGAUCUCUAUUCUACAAUAGGUUUGUGCUGGAAUCAAAAAGCAGUGGACAAGAUGGAAGAAAAGAGAAAGGAAUAAUCUCAGAAAUCUUCCAUUUGAGCCAGAACUUCCGUACUCAUGAUGGAGUUCUUAAGCUAUCACAGAGUGUGAUUGAACUUAUUUAUCAUUUCUUUCCUCAAUCUACUGAUAUUUUGCCGCCUGAGACUAGUCUUAUAUAUGGUGAAGCUCCUAUUCUGCUUGAAUCAGGGAACAAAGAAAAUGCUAUCAUAACUAUUUUCGGCAAUAGUGGAAAUGGUAGAGGAAGUAUUGUUGGCUUCGGUGCAGAGCAAGUAAUAUUGGUACGAGAUGAUUUUGCUCGGAAGGAAAUUACUAAUCACGUUGGGAACCAAGCUCUUGUUCUAACUAUUGUGGAGUGCAAGGGCCUUGAAUUUCAGGAUGUAUUGUUGUACAACUUUUUUGGCUCAUCAUCUCUAAAAAAUGAAUGGAGGGUGAUAUAUAAAUAUAUGGAAGAGCAAGAUUUGCUCGACCCAACUUUACCCAUCUCCUUCCCAAGUUUCAAUGAGGCCAAACACAGUGUGUUGUGCUCCGAACUGAAGCAACUUUAUGUGGCUAUCACUCGUACCAGGCAGAGGUUGUGGAUUUCUGAGAAUUCAGAGGACCUCUGCAAACCAAUGUUUGACUAUUGGAAGAAAAAGUGUCUUGUUCAAGUCAGACAACUGGAUGAUUCACUUGCUCAGGCAAUGCAGGUUACUAGCAGUCCAGAGGAGUGGAAGUCCCGGGGCAUUAAGUUGUAUUUAGAGCAUAAGUUUGAAUUUGCAACCAUGUGCUUUGAAAGAGCUGGUGAUAUUUAUUGGCAAAGAAGGUCCAAGGCUGCUGGCCUUAGAGAAAAUGCUGACCAUAUGCGCGGUUCAAAUCCUGAAAAGGCAAAUGUUAUGCUUAGGCAAGCUGCUGAAAUAUUUGAAACUAUAGGCAAAGCUGAUUCUGCUGCACAAUGUUUUUCUGAUUUGGGGGAGUAUGAAAGAGCAGGAAGGCUUUAUUUAGAAAAGUGUGGGGAGUCUGAACUUCAAAGAGCUGGGGAAUGCUUUUGUCUAGCAGGAUGCUAUGAACUGGCAGCUGAGGUGUAUGCUAAAGGCAAAUUUUUCUCAGAAUGUUUGAAAGUUUGCGCCAAAGGAAAAUUAUUCAAUAUGGGUUUCAAGUACAUUCAGUAUUGGAAAAAUAAUGCAACUAAGGAUUUUGGUGAGGCUAGAAGAGGAAAAGAAAUAGACAAGAUUGAACAUGAGUUUCUAGAGAGUGCUGCUCGUCAUCAUCAUGAGCUUAAAGAUAGCAGAUCCAUGAUGCAGUUUGUCAAAGCUUUUCAAUCCAUAGAUUUGAUGCGCACAUUUUUGAAAUCUUUGGAUUGCCUUGGUGAGCUUCUGUUGUUGGAAGAAGAAUCAGGAAACUUCUUAGAGGCUGCCAGCAUUGCAAAGCUGAAAGGGGAGAUUCUACAUGAAGCUGAUCUUCUAGGGAAGGCAGGGAAUGUCAAAGAAGCGUCCAUGCUAUUGCUUUUCUAUGUGCUGUACAAUUCACUUUGGACACCUGGAAGCAAGGGCUGGCCACUGAAGCAGUUUACACAGAAGCAGGAGCUUUUGGCAAAAGUCAAGUCAUUUGCUAAGAAUGACUCAAACUUUUAUUCUUUUGUUUGUACAGAGGCUGACAUUUUAUCAAAUGAGCAGAGUAACUUGUCCAUAACAAAAAAGUAUUUGAAUGCUUCUCAGAGACAUAAUAGUGUUGGAGGUGAAAUAAUUUCUGCUCGAAAAAUUCUAGAUGCUCAUCUUCAGUCAAAGUCUGCAAAGUAUGUGUGGCAUGAUUAUUUUGUUUUUGAUCUGACAAAGCAUUCGGAACAGGUGAUCUCUAGAAAUCAGAUUUCUGUAGAAACACUGUUUUACUUUUGGAAUUUUUGGAAAGAUAAGAUUCUGAGCAUUUUCAAGUAUCUCAGAUGUCUUGACACUCAAGAUGUUAAUGAAUAUAGAAGUUAUGGAGAUUUUUGUUUGAAUUACUUGGGGGUGCGGAGGCUGUUUCAUAAUCUUAAUGCAAUCUAUGUAUUGCUCAACUCUGACGCAGAUUGGGUCAGAGAGGACAGUAGAUUCAUUCAUCGAAAUGGAAAUUUGGUUUAUAUUGAUGUGAGACAUUUUGUUGCAACUGCUCAAAGUUACUGGUGUUCAGAAUUACUUUGUGUUGGUAUGAAGGUUUUGGACAAUCUUGAAGCCCUUUACAAUUUCUCAUUGAAGAAUUCCCUCUCGCUGUUCUGCCAAAGCAGAUCUCUUAUGUAUAUCUAUGAGGUUGCAAAGUUUCUUUCAGAAUCUGAAUAUCGAAACCAUAGUUACUGCAACAAUAAGACAUUGCAGAGAUCUGUUGAACUUUCUACCAAGUCUUUUUUUGGCUAUAUAUUUCCCCUAGAUUGGCGGAAAUCAUUGGCAGAGAACAUGUUUUCUCUAAGAGAAUCUGAGUUUUCAAGAAAUUUACUGGAACAGAUCAUAAUUGAAAACAUCAGCUUGAAGGGUAAGUUGACAUACGGGCAAAUUGGAAGAGUUGUAGUGAUAACUCUUGGAUUGGGUAAGAUAAACAAUGGUUUAUAUAAGGAGAUUUUGAAAAGGUUUGAUGGGCCUUUUGGAAAUCCACCAUGGAAGAAAUUCAUUCAGGUUCUCCGUGGGAAUAUGGGACCAGAAUUUGCUCAAGGUACUUUAACUGACAAUAACUGUGAAUCUCCAAGAGAGUGUGUUCUGCUGAAGCUAGAAGAAGCUUUGAUGGAUACUUACAGUGCAAAUUGGAGAGCAGACGACUAUAUUUCACCUGGUUGUUUCUUGUAUCUUAUUGAGCGCCUCCUAAUCUUGGCAUCUUACUUCCAGGGAUACUUUAUCACUUCGAAGUCUUCUUUUGCUGAAUGGUUUAUCUAUCAAGAUGCAGAUACCGACCCAAAUUCCACUUUAUUGGCUCAAAUGAGACCAUCCCAUGUUAUCUUUGAGUUUAUUGUCAAUGUUGUUCAGCAGCUUCUUUAUGAUAAGAAUGAUACAAUGGAUUGGAUUAGAAGGUCUAAUAUAAAUGUGAAGGACUACUAUCCACUGCUGGUAUUGAGAUUGGUUUCUAUAAUAUGUUUAGUUCAUCUGAAUUCUGGGGAAUUUUUGGAAUUUCUUUUUGAAUUGCUUGGUAGGAGCUAUAUUACUGAGGAACUUCCAAAGGAAUUUUAUGAUGUCCUUCAGAGAAGACGGAAACGUAUAAAUGUGAAUGUGCUAGCUGAAGCAUUUAAAAAGAUUCACAAUCCUCUUGUAAUUGUGAGUUUGGGAGGAAAAUGUUCAAGGUUUCUAUGUCCAGAUGCCAUUUUUGUGGACAUGACGGUAAAACAGUGCAGGGAGGACAUGUUAAAGGUCUUGUUUCCAGAGACUGUGAAACCAUUGCAAGGUCAAACUGAGACAUUUGAAGUGGAAGCAACUCACUCUGGCAAUGAAGUGCUUUCUUCAGGCACUGAUGAUCAAGACAGUCGUAAUUGUAACUAUGCACCUUCAAACUUUGCUUUGGUGGCAGAUCAGGGGGACUUGAACAAUAUAAAUGGAAGCAGGCUACGAGUGAAUUACUUUUGGGAAAUAUUUGAAGCUUUGAUGUCGUUGGAGCAUGGUAAAGAUCCAAGGAGCUUUUUGUUAAAUGUCCAAAUGAUGAAGCAGGUGAACGUGGAGAAAAGUAUUCACCUUGUUAGUACUGUUAUGCACGAACGCCUUCAGAAUGCUAUCAACAAUGUUGAUGAAAACCUAUUGGAGGAAGUAGACAGCAUGGUUGAUGAACUGAAGCAACUUUCUGCUGCACUGGAUGUGAGUGAACCGGAACUUGGAAACAAUAUGUCAACAAUUCAAGAACUUUGCAAGAGAUUGCUGUCAAGAAGGCCAAAUCUGGAACCCAUCUUAAGAAGGCUUUAUUUAGAAAAGUGUGGGGAGUCUGAACUUCAAAGAGCUGGGGAAUGCUUUUGUCUAGCAGGACGCUAUGAACUGGCAGCUGAGGUGUAUGCUAAAGGCAAAUUUUUCUCAGAAUGUUUGAAAGUUUGCUCCAAAGGAAAAUUAUUCAACAUGGGUUUCAAGUACAUUCAGUAUUGGAAAAAUAAUGCAACUAAGGAUUUUGGUGAGGCUAGAAGAGGAAAAGAAAUAGACAAGAUUGAACAUGAGUUUCUAGAGAGUGCUGCUCGUCAUCAUCAUGAGCUUAAAGAUAGCAGAUCCAUGAUGCAGUUUGUCAAAGCUUUUCAAUCCAUAGAUUUGAUGCGCACAUUUUUGAAAUCUUUGGAUUGCCUUGGUGAGCUUCUGUUGUUGGAAGAAGAAUCAGGAAACUUCUUAGAGGCCGCCAGCAUUGCAAAGCUGAGAGGGGAGAUUCUACAUGAAGCUGAUCUUCUAGGGAAGGCAGGGAAUGUCAAAGAAGCAUCCAUGCUAUUGCUUUUCUAUGUGCUGUACAAUUCACUUUGGACACCUGGAAGCAAGGGCUGGCCACUAAAGCAGUUUACACAGAAGCAGGAGCUUUUGGCAAAAGCCAAGUCAUUUGCUAAGAAUGACUCAAACUUUUAUUCUUUUGUUUGUACAGAGGCUGACAAUUUAUCAAAUGAGCAGAGUAACUUGUCCAUAACAAAAAAGUAUUUGAAUGCUUCUCAGAGACAUAAUAGUGUUGGAGGUGAAAUAAUUUCUGCUCGAAAAAUUCUAGAUGCUCAUCUUCAGUCAAACUCUGCAAAGUAUGUGUGGCAUGAUUAUUUUGUUUUUGAUCUGACAAAGUAUUCGGAACAGGUGAUCUCUAGAAAUCAGAUUUCUGUAGAAACACUGUUUUACUUUUGGAAUUUUUGGAAAGACAAAAUUCUGAACAUUUUCAAGUAUCUCAGAUGCGUUGACACUCAAGAUGUUAAUGAAUAUAGAAGUUAUGGAGAUUUCUGUUUGAAUUACUUGGGGGUGCGGAGGCAGUUUCAUAAUCGUAAUGCAAUCUAUGUAUUGCUCAACUCUGAUGCGGAUUGGGUCAAAGAGGACAGUAGAUUCAUUCAUCGAAAUGGAAAUUUGGUUUAUAUUGAUGUGAGACAUUUUAUUGCAACUGCUCAAAGUUACUGGUGUUCAGAAUUACUUUGUGUUGGUAUGAAGGUUUUGGACAAUCUUGAAGCCCUUUACAAUUUCUCAUUGAAGAAUUCCCUCUCCCUGUUCUGCCAAAGCAGAUCUCUUACGUAUAUCUAUGAGGUUGCAAAGUUUCUUUCGAAAUCUGAAUAUCGAAACCAUAGUUACUGCAACAAUAGGACAUUGCAGAGAUUUGUUGAACUUUCUACCAAGUCUUUUCUUGGCUAUAUAUUUCCCCUAGAUUGGCGGAAAUCAUUGGCAGAGAACAUGUUUUCUCUAAGAGAAUCAGAGUUUUCAAGAAAUUUACUAGAACAGAUCAUAAUUGAAAACAUCAGCUUGAAGGGUAAGUUGACAUACGGGCAAAUUGGAAGAGUUGUAGUGAUAACUCUUGGAUUGGGUAAGAUAAACAAUGAUUUAUAUAAGGAGAUUUUGAAAAGGUUUGAUGGGACUUAUGGAAAUCCACCAUGGAAGAAAUUCAUUCAGGUUCUCCAUGGGAAUAUAGGACCAGAAUUUCCUCAAGGUACUUCAACUGACAAUAACUGUGAAUCUACAAGAGAAUUGUGCAUUCCGCAGAAGCUACAAGAAGCUUUGAUGGAUACUUACAAUGCAAAUUGGAGAGAAGUCGACUAUAUUUCACCCGGUUGUUUCUUGUAUCUUAUGGAGCGCCUCCUAAUCUUGGCAUCUUACUUCAAGGGAUACUUUAUCACUUCAAAGUCUUCUUUUGCUGAAUGGUUUAUCUAUCAAGCUGCAGAUACCAACCCAAAUUCCACUUUAGUGGCCCAAAUGAGACCAUCCCAUGUUAUCUUUGAGUUUAUUGUCAAAGUUGUUCAGCGGCUUCUUAAUGAUAAGAAUGAUACAAUGGAUUGGAUUAGAAGGUCUGAUAUAAAUGUGAAGGACUACUAUCCACUGCUGGUAUUGAGAUUGGUUUCUAUAAUAUGUUUAGUUCAUCUGAAUUCUGGGGAAUUUUUGGAAUUUAUUUUUGCAUUGCUUGGUAGGAGCUAUAUUACUGAGCAACUUCCAAGGGAAUUUUAUGAUGUCCUUCAGAGAAGACAGAAACAUAUAAAUGUGAAUGUGCUAGCUGAAGCAUUUAAAAAGAUUCACAAUCCUCUUGUAAUUGUGAGUUUGGGAGGUAAUUGUUCAAGGUUUCUAUGUCCAGAUGCCAUUUUUGUGGACAUGACGGUAAAACAGUGCAGGGAGGACAUGUUAAAAGUCUUGUUUCUAGAGACAGUGAAACCAUCACAAGGUCCAACAGAGACAUUUGAAGUGGGAGCAACUAACUCUGGCAAUGAAGUGCUUUCUUCAGGCACUUAUGAUCAAGACAGUUGUAAUUGUAAGUCUGCACCUUCAAACUUUGCUUUGGUGACAGAUCAGGGGGACUUGAACAACAUAAAUGGAAGCGAGCUUAAGAAACAGUGCAGGGAGGACAUGUUAAAAGUCUCGUUUCCAGAGACAGUGAAACCAUCGCAAGGUCAAACUGAGACAUUCGAAGUGGAAGCAACUAACUCUGGCAAUGAAGUGCUUUCUUCAGGCACUUAUGAUCAAGACAGUCGUAAUUGUAAGUCUGCACCUUCAAACUUUGCUUUGGUGACAGAUCAGGGGGACUUGAACAACAUAAAUGGAAGCGAGCUUAAGAAACAGUGCAGGGAGGACAUGUUAAAAGUCUCGUUUCCAGAGACAGUGAAACCAUCGCAAGGUCAAACUGAGACAUUUGAAGUGGAAGCAACUAACUCUGGCAAUGAAGUGCUUUCUUCAGGCACUUAUGAUCAAGACAGUCGUAAUUGUAAGUCUGCACCUUCAAACUUUGCUUUGGUGGCAGAGCAGGGGGACUUGAACAACAUAAAUGGAAGCAAUGUUAAGAAACAGUGCAGGGAGGACAUGUUAAAAGUCUCGUUUCCAGAGACAGUGAAACCAUCGCAAGGUCAAACUGAGACAUUUGAAGUGGAAGCAACUAACUCUGGCAAUGAAGUGCUUUCUUCAGGCACUUAUGAUCAGGACAGUCAUAAUUGUAAGUCUGCACCUUCAAACUUUGCUUUGGUGGCAGAGCAGGGGGACUUGAACAACAAAAAUGGAAGCAGGCUGCAAGUGAAUUGCUUUUGGGAAAUAUUUGAAGCUUUGAAGUCGUUGGAGCAUGGUAAAGAUCCAAGGAGCUUUUUGUUAAAUGUCCAAAUGAUGAAGCAGGUGAAUGUGGAGAAAAGUAUUCACCUUGUUAGUACUGUUAUGCACGAAUGCCUUCAGAAUGCUAUCAACAAUGUUGAUGAAAACCUAUUGGAGGAAGUAGACAGCAUGGUUGAUGAACUGAAGCAACUUUCUGCUGCACUGGAUGUGAGUGAACUGGAACUUGGAAACAAUAUGUCAACAAUUCAAGAACUUUGCAAGAGAUUCUUGUCAAGAAGGCCAAAUCUUGAACCUAUCUUAAGUAAGCAAUUCUUGCAACUGGGCACAAACCUUGUGGUUGAGACUUCUGGCAGUAUAUCAAAUGAGCAGCAGUGUGAUGUAAAGGAUAGUGAUAGCAAAGCUAAGGAAAAUAGCAGUGCUGAUGUUGCAUCGGUCUCUAACAGUAAAAACUCCUGCGCUUUCAGCAAAACAGGUGCUUUAUUGGUUUUGUUUGUCUCCACCAUUGCAAUCGUAGGGGGAGCAAGAAAAUGGUUGCGAGGAAGAAGAUAAUAGUCACAGAUUCCACUCAAUCUUGACAGCUGCAUAAAUGACUAGAAUUUGUUUUUCAAUUGGAAGUGGUGCAUAUUGUGGUUGUUUCAGUACUUCUGUAAGCCUUGCACCUCUAUUGAGUAAUGCCUGAGUCGCAGCAUCAAGGUCUGACCCAAAUUGAGCAAAGGCAGCGACUUCUUGAUAUUGUGCCAAUUCCAGUUUUGAAAUACUGCAGACUUGUUUCAUAGCUUUCAACUGAGCGGCAGACCUGACGCGACUAACAGGUAAGCUGACAUUAAUAGCAGGUCUAAUUCCGCGAUAAAAGAGUUCUGUUUCCAAACAGAUUUGUCCAUCAGUAAUGGAGAUCACAUUGGUGGGAAUAAGGUGAAGGGUAACAAGUCCAGGAAAAAUAAGAGGGGUAAAAAAGGAGGCAGUAAGAGAUAAAUAGAUGUACAUGAGUUGAAAGUUAUUUUGUAUUGUACAUUUCAAAAAUUGUCUUCUCUAUGCACUUGAAAGAGAUGAACAAUCUAGCAUUUCAGAAAAGAUCUUUGGAUCUCAAUAUUUAGCACUUAUUGUUGUAUACCGCAGUGCUAUAGAAGUUGCAAUUCAAGGGCAAUGUGAUUAUCAAAGGAAGUUGUCCCAUCUUUUUGAGCA